AUGAUGGCACGUCGGGACCCCAAAUCUUGGGCCAAGAGACUGGUGAGAGCCCAGACCCUCCAGAAGCAGCGGAGGGCCCCAGUUGGGCCAAGGGCUCCCCCGCCCGAUGAAGAAGAUCCCAGGCUCAAGUGCAAAAACUGCGGGGCCUUUGGCCACACGGCCAGAAGUACCAGGUGCCCCAUGAAGUGCUGGAAGGCAGCCCUGGUUCCAGCGACCUUGGGGAAAAAGGAAGGGAAGGAAAACCUGAAACCAUGGAAGCCCCAGGUUGAAGCCAACCCGGGGCCCUUGAACAAGGAUAAGGGAGAGAAGGAAGAGAGACCAAGGCAACAAGACCCGCAGAGGAAGGCUCUCCUCCACAUAUUUUCUGGGAAACCUCCAGAGAAGCCGCUGCCGAAUCGAAAAGGAUCCACGGAAUCUUCUGAUUAUCUGAGGGUUGCAAGCGGGCCAAUGCCGGUCCACACAACCAGUAAGAGGCCGCGCCUGGGCCCUGUCCUCGCUGAUCGCUCAGCUACCGAAACGUCUGACAGGGGCUCCGUCUUGGCUUCGCCGUCUCCCCUCAGAAAAGCCAGUCUGAGCUCCUCCUCAAGUCUUGGACCAAAGGAAAGACAGACAGGGGCUGCGGCCGACAUCCCUCAGCCUGCAGUCAGGCAGCAGGGCCCCGAGCCUCUCCUCGUGGUGAAGCCGACACACAGCAGCCCUGAGGGUGGCUGCCGAGAAGUUCCCCAGGCUGCCUCCAAAACCCACGGCCUGCUCCAGGCCAUCAGACCCCAGGCACAGGACAAACGUCCUGCGGUGACCUCACAGCCCUGCCCGCCAGCCGCCACACACAGCUUGGGCCUAGGCUCCAAUCUCAGCUUCGGGCCAGGAGCCAAGAGACCUGCCCAGGCUCGGAUUCAGGCUUGCCUGAACUUCCCCAAGAAACCGAGACUGGGUCCCUUCCAGAUCCCCGAAAGCGCCAUCCAGGGAGGUGAGCUGGGGGCCCCGGAGAAUCUCCAACCUCCGCCAGCCGCAACCGAACUUGGACCAAGUACGUCGCCCCAGAUGGGCAGGAGGACACCCGCCCAGGUGCCCAGCGUCGACCGGCAGCCUCCGCACAGCAGACCUUGCCUGCCUACUGCCCAGGCCUGCACCAUGUCCCAUCACCCAGCGGCCAGCCAUGAUGGGGCCCAGCCUCUCACAGUGCUCUUCCGGAGACUGGAAAACGGACGCUGGAGCUCCAGCCUCCUGGCGGCCCCCUCAUUUCACUCUCCUGAGAAGCCGGGAGCCUUCCUCGCUCAGAGCCCUCAUGUGUCAGAGAAGUCUGAGGGUCCCCGUGUUCGUGUCCCACCGAGCGUCCUCUAUGAGGACCUUCAGGUUUCCUCCUCCUCAGAGGACAGCGAUUCUGACCUGGAGUGA
Molecule: messenger RNA, 1395 nt
Organism: Pan troglodytes (chimpanzee)
Lineage: Eukaryota; Metazoa; Chordata; Mammalia; Primates; Hominidae
Product: protein FAM90A15
Exons: 4
Coding region: 1-1395 (464 amino acids)
Source: RefSeq, a predicted model, not a curated record